AUGAGCUUGAUUAAAACGUCACCGCCGAAGAAAAAGGCGAUCCGUUCAUAUGCUACCAAAUUGAAAACGCUUAUGCGGCAACGUGCGAAUAUUCUCGGUUCGGCUGCUUUAAUAAAACGAUUCAAUGAACAAUACCAGGAGGGUCAAGUGCAUCAGGUACGGGUGCGGAUAGACUCUCUCGAUCAACUUUGGGCAGAUUUUGCGAGUGUCCAAGAUGAUAUUGAGGAAAUUGAGCAUCGUGCGGACGGUGACGAACAACAGUUGUCGCAUGCAAGUUCGUUCGCAUCACAAUCGUGCCCUUCACCACCUCCGCCGCAAGUUGUCACGCGUUCGUCGGAUCCGGUAACGGCUUUUUCGUAUUCGGUCGUCGUUGCUCCCUCCUCGUCGCCGGUUGGUUCGUUCGCGAAGUGUUUGGCAAAUAAUUUUGAUAAACAAUCUCCUCCUAUGGCUUCAUACAUAUCUCCGAAGAAGGACACUGCUAACGAGAAUGAGGUAUUUCUGUCAACUGUUGUUGUGAAAGUUAAAGACAUUGCUGGUAAUUCUCACUUCAUUCGUGGAAUUUUGGAUAGUUGUUCCCAAGCAAAUUUCAUUUCGGAGGCCCUUGCCAGAAGGCUCGAAUUGAAACGUAAUAAGACAAACAUGGAUGUAAGCGGCAUUGGGCAAGGAGUUGUCCAUAUUCGUUCGAAAGUGCAUAUGAAAAUUUCCUCACGUUUUGGAAAAUUUGAAUACUCUCUGGAAUGUCUCGUUAUUCCACAUAUUACUGUGACUCUUCCAAGCAAGCACAUCGAUAUUUCGCGUUGGAAUAUUCCUGCCAAUAUACCGUUAGCUGAUCCGCGCUUUAACAUAAGUGCUGGUGUCGACCUGCUCAUCGGAGCAGACAUUUUCUAUUCACUGCUUGAAAGCCAUAAAGUACUUUUGUCCGAGGGCUACCCAACCCUGCAGCGCACAGUCUUCGGAUACGUCGUAGCUGGAAAGCUAUUGAAGUCGUCCAAUUCCUCGCCGAUUUGCAUCGUGAGCGCUUCAAAGGUUUUGGAUUCUGCAUUACAGCGUUUCUGGGAGGUGGAAAACUUCGAUAAUGACAAGACUAUGACUCCCUUGGAGCAGGCAUGUGAAUCGCAUUUCAAGGAAACGGUUUCUAGAUCAGAAGACGGUCGUUAUGUGGUUCGUCUUCCGUUGCGCGAAGAGCUCCUACCCUUCCUGGGAGAGUCGUACGCGGUAGCUCAACGUAGAUUUUUAGCAAUCGAGAGAAAAUUCUCUGGGAACAAGGAGUUCAAAAUGGAAUACGUAUCGUUUAUGGAGGAAUAUCGCAAUCUGGGCCAUAUGGAGUUGAGUCCUCGAGCCGAACAUCCCCAGUUUGUCCUGCCACACCAUGCCAUUCAUCGUCCAGAGAGUUCGACCACGAAGACACGAAUAGUAUUUGACGCCACAUGCAAGGGUACCACACAAUUGUCGCUAAAUGAUAUUUUACUCGUCGGGCCGAUUGUGCAGCCAUCGUUGCUCACCAUCGUGUUGAAUUUCAGAUCACCAAAAUUCGUCUUUAUAGCAGACAUCGAAAAAAUGUUUCGCCAAGUGUGGGUUCAUCCAGCGGAUCGCAAACUGCAGCAGGUUCUUUGGAGAUCGGACACAUCACAGCCUGUACACCGGUACCAGCUAACUACGAUCACGUAUGGAACUGCAAGUGCUCCAUAUUUAGCAACUCGUGUGCUCAAUCAACUAGCAGAGGACGAAGGUGCAAAAUUUCCGCUUGGUGCCAGAAUCAUUCGAGAGGGAUUUUACGUAGACGAUGUGCUUACCGGUAGUGAUGACAUUGAUGAAUUGAUAGAAUCAAGCAAACAACUCUCGCAGCCUUUAGAGUUGGCUGGUUUUCGAUUAAGAAAAUGGUGUUCUAACAAACCGCAGAUAAUAGCUCACAUACCCGAUCAGUUGAAGGAAUCUUUACCGUUAACGGAAAUCGACCGUUCUACCACUGUCAAGACACUGGGUCUGCUGUGGUCGCAUGAUUCGGAUCAUUUUGGGUUCAAAAUUCCUCAUCUUCCGAAGUUGAGCACUGUAAGCAAGAGAAUUGUAGUAUCAGAGAUGGCUCAGCUGUUUGAUCCUCUUGGACUGGUGGGAGCUGUCAUAGUGAGUGCCAAGAUAUUCGUACAGCAGCUGUGGGCAAUGAACCUUUCGUGGGAUGAAGAACUGCCGGCUAAACAACGAGAUUGGUGGUUCAAUCUCCGGAAUGAGAUUACUAAAUUGGCAGAGCUACAAAUACCUCGACGGGUCAUAGCAAACACUGAACAUCGAUUUGCCUUGCAUUGUUUCUGUGAUGCGUCACAGCGUGGCUACGGCGCUUGCGUCUAUGUUGUAUCGUCGGACGCUUCUGAAGUCUUACACAGCUAUUUGCUCAUCUCAAAAUCUCGCGUCGCUCCUCUUCGGGGUCUCACAAUACCGAAGCUAGAAUUGUGUGCUGCGCUACUUGGAAGCCAGCUUGUAGCUCAAGUGGAGAUGAAACGAGGAAUUCAGGAUUUCUGGAAGCGGUGGUCCCGUGAUUAUGUCAGUGAAUUGCACCAACGCUCAAAGUGGCAAUACGUCCGUGAUGAAGUCAAGGUGGGAUCAUUAGUCCUAUUGAAGCAAGAAAAUGCGCCACCAUUACAGUGGAAUCUCGGUCGCAUAGUGACAGCUACUCCGGGAGAUGAUGGACAUGUGCGAGUUGUAGAGGUUCGCACUGCUAAAGGAAUCUACAAACGCGCUAUCACUGAAGUUUAUCUCCUUCCUCUGGAUGCUCAGGAAUCAGUUAGUUCCAAGCGAUCAACCACGACUAUUAAGGAUGGAAGUUAUGAAUAG
Molecule: messenger RNA, 2826 nt
Organism: Malaya genurostris
Lineage: Eukaryota; Metazoa; Arthropoda; Insecta; Diptera; Culicidae
Exons: 3
Coding region: 1-2826 (941 amino acids)
Source: RefSeq, a predicted model, not a curated record